Molecule: messenger RNA, 1766 nt
Organism: Phycodurus eques (leafy seadragon)
Lineage: Eukaryota; Metazoa; Chordata; Actinopteri; Syngnathiformes; Syngnathidae
Exons: 5
Coding region: 112-933 (273 amino acids)
Source: RefSeq, a predicted model, not a curated record
AGUACAGUUUAAUUCGUCUAAGAAAAGGAGCAUAAGGGCAAACAGUUUGUUGAGCUGGUAGGACAUUAGACUGUCAACAAGCACAUUUGAAGUUUGAUAUCGAGUGCUGAGAUGAAAACGUCAUCACGUGCAGUCUGGGAGCCGUUUGCGAUGAAGCAGUACACUGGACACACUUCCAAGAUAAAAAGGGCUUCAAAGAAGAAGCUGGAUAAAAGUCGCAACCCAAGUGAAGGUGUUGUCCAACGCCGGACUCAGGCUAAGAGGACGAGGUUUGGAUUGGAUGUUAGCCACGUUUAUAAGGAGUUGGAUCACAUCUGCGAUGUCGUCACCAGUCACGGAGAGGAGGAGCCAGGAGAGUGUCGUCGUGGAGAUGGAGGAUUAGAUGAUUCGGAUGAGCGAUGUUGCUCCCCCUCAGAAAGUCACGGCUCCCAACAAAAACCGAAGACCACCGACAGCCUUUGCCCAUCCUGUCGGAAGGUCUACCAGAGGGCAAAAAGCUUGAAAACUCCCAUCAAAGAUAAACUCCUGGAUAAUGAUCCCACCUCCUUGACGUGCGAUAAUUGGGUCCUGCUCAAAAAGUGGAAGGCAAGUAGGCUGCCUGAGUCAAGAGGGAAGCUUUCCCACAGCUUGUUGCUUGUUCAAUCAUGUUUGAAGGGGAAGAGAAAAGCCAAGCAGAAUGAGCGUAAAAACUCAUGCUCGAGGCCGCAUAUUUUCCUUCACAGGAACCUCAGACGGCCUCACAAAGUGCCAGCGAGAAAGGAAGCGAAGAGAAACCAGUGCCAGAGGGCAAGCGACGAUUCUCAGGGUUGCCCGAUUGCCAAGCAGAAGCGUCUCUGUGGCAAACGCCCCCCGCAGUACAAGUGUGGUAACUGUACCGAUAAGAGCAGUUUACACUCUACUUGUGCAGGUCUAGAUGUUGACACUGUUCCGUGAAAAAAAGUCAAAGAAACCCAGUUAACACUUGCAGCUUCUGAGGAAGCCAGCAAGUCUUGUUGUUCUUUUCUUCAAUUUCCAAACUUUUCAAGUAGUCAAAUGCCGGAAAGAUCUGUCGACAUCGCAGUCUCCAAAAUUGAGGCAACAUUGUCAAAGUUGAUCAACGUCCUAAGACGUGUUCGACAUUCAAGUUUACCACAACUAUUUCAGUAUUGUACAAGGGCAUUUAAUUAUUCAUGCACAGCCGUGUACAGCAGGGGUUGUUUUGAAGUGUUCGAUAAAUAAAGUUGAGUUCAUUCAAUAACAAUUACUCAAUAAUAAUUACUCUAUAUUACACAUAAUGAACAUCAUAUAGCCAAAUUUUGUAUUCUUUGAUUCAGAAGACAUACACAUGUUCGAUACCACAUUUUUUUCAGACCGAUACCAGUGCGAGUACUCACCGAUACCGCGAAUACUUUUGUUACAAGCAAUUUCAAUGACACAUAAUACACAAUGACAAAUUAUUAUAAACAAUGACCUUUCUUUCUUUCUUUCUUUCUUUCUGACUGUUCUGGUCUCACCAGUGGUUCAGUUUCUCAGUCAGUUAAACACAAGAGUUCAGUAAAUCCAGUUGAAGCCGGAACUUGUUUUUGGACGUUACUGAACCACAGUGUAAAACUGUAACACACAAUGUUACAAAAUAAAAAGGUGAGUAUAGCACUCUAAAUAAUACACACCGGUAAGUAAACGAGCUAUGUUGCCUGUACUGAAUUCAGCAGGAAAAAUAGACCUUUUUAAUGCACCGAAUACGAACAUAUAUUUCUAAUACAUUUAGAAAAUAAAUCAUAUUAUUU